Molecule: messenger RNA, 2181 nt
Organism: Naumovozyma castellii
Lineage: Eukaryota; Fungi; Ascomycota; Saccharomycetes; Saccharomycetales; Saccharomycetaceae
Gene: KRE6
Product: beta-glucan synthesis-associated protein KRE6
Exons: 1
Coding region: 1-2181 (726 amino acids)
Source: RefSeq, a predicted model, not a curated record
AUGGCGAUCAGGAAUUUAACAGAAUCGCAUAAUGUUAGUGCAGUGAGCCUCGGGAAUCAAGAAGAAUAUGAUGACUCUGAACUACAAGUGGAUCAACAUCAACCAUUCUUGAACGAUCAAACUAUGAAUUUCCCAAGAACUAGCAGAAGCACAAAGCCAUUCUUAGGAAGCGAUGAAGAACAGGAUGAUGACGAUGAGUUAAGGUCAGACACUUCCUCCAUUCAUUAUCAAAACCGAGAAGAUAGCAAUAUGUCUUUGAUGCAUAAUAAUUCAGAACUACAAAUAAACAAGAAUCCAGCAGCUGUAUCAGAAUAUAAAGGUUAUUAUUCUAAGAAUGGAGGCAGUAGUAAUAAUCUAGCUCCAGAUUCUUCAUUUCUCUUACCCCCACAGAGAGGUUUACCAUCCUCCACAUCUUUAAGUACGGGGAUAUCCACUAAUGAUAUUCUUUCUCCACCUGCAUUCGAUAGAUAUCCAUUAGUUGGUUCUCGAGUCACUUCCAUGGUGAAUCCGAAUUCUCAAACGACCAACGCAAAUUCCAAUAUUUCAUCGCCUGGUUUACCCUCUACAGAAUCAUUUGCAUCAAGUAACCCCUUCAUUGGUGAGCAAGAUUUUUCACCAUUUGGUGGUUAUCCAGCAUCAUCAUUCCCUCUAUUAACGGAAGAGAAGGAAAAUGAUGAUUAUUUACAUAACCCUGAUCCAGAGGAAGAGGCAAGAUUAGAUAGAAGGAAAUAUAUGGAUGAUUUCAAAUAUAUGGAUAAGAGAUCCUUUGGUGGUCUUGUUGGUGUUGUAUUUCUUAUCCUCGCGGGCGUAGUGAUAUUUGUCAUUCUACCUGCAUUAACUUUCACUGGGGCUACUGAACAUGGGAAGGACACUCAAGUGAUUCAAUAUUUAACACAAUAUCAAUAUCCACAAUUAUCCGCUAUAAGAACGUCGUUAGUGGAUCCAGAUACGCCCAAGAGUGCAUAUUCAAGACAGGCAAAGGACGAUUCUUAUUGGGGGCUUGUCUUUUCAGAUGAAUUUAAUGCUGAAGGAAGAACUUUUUACGAUGGUGAUGAUCAAUAUUGGACAGCUCCAGAUAUUCAUUACGAUGCUACUAAGGAUUUAGAAUGGUAUUCUCCCGAUGCAUCCACUACCGUGAAUGGUACAUUACAAUUAACUAUGGAUGCAUUCCAAAAUCAUGGAUUAUAUUAUAGAUCAGGUAUGUUACAAAGUUGGAAUAAAGUAUGUUUCACUCAAGGUGCCUUGGAAAUUUCUGCAAAUUUACCUAAUUAUGGUAGAGUUUCAGGGUUAUGGCCUGGGUUGUGGACCAUGGGUAAUUUAGCUAGACCUGGGUUUUUAGGUACUACGGAUGGUGUUUGGCCAUAUUCAUAUGAUUCAUGUGACGCUGGUAUUACACCAAAUCAAAGUUCACCUGAUGGUAUUUCUUAUUUACCAGGGCAAAAAUUAAGUGCAUGUACUUGUGAUGGUGAAGAUCAUCCUAAUCCUGGUGUUGGUAGAGGUGCUCCUGAAAUUGAUAUUAUUGAAGGUGAAGUGGAUACUACCCUUGGUGUUGGUGUUGCAUCUCAAUCUUUACAAGUGGCACCAUUUGAUAUUUGGUACAUCCCCGAUUAUGAUUUUAUUGAAAUUUAUAAUUUUACUACAACUGUGAUGAAUACAUAUUGUGGUGGACCCUUCCAACAAGCUGUCUCUGCAGUGUCUACAUUAAAUACCACAUGGUAUGAAUUUGGUCCAGAUGGUGGUUAUUUCCAAAAAUUUGCCAUUGAAUAUCUUAAUGAUGAUGAUGAUGGUUAUAUUCGUUGGUUUGUUGGUGAUGUCCCCACCUUUACCAUUUAUGCCAAGGCAUUACAUCCAAGAGGUAACAUUGGUUGGAGACAAAUUAGUAAAGAACCCAUGUCCAUUAUUAUGAAUUUAGGUAUUUCCAACAAUUGGGCAUACAUUGAUUGGCAAUACAUUUUCUUCCCUGUGACCAUGUCGAUUGAUUACGUGAGAAUAUACCAACCUAAUGAUACGCAAUCAAUCACGUGUGAUCCCGAGGAUUACCCUACAUAUGAUUACAUUCAAUCACAUUUGAAUGCAUAUUCUGAUGCCAAUUUGACAAGUUGGAAGCAAGCUGGUUACACAUUCCCUAAGAAUCAAUUAACUGGGAAUUGUAAGAGUUCUAAGUUUAAGGCUUCGUCAUGA